AUGCCAUCCGAGCGUGAAUUUCGUGCGUUGCUGCUUGCCAUUGAAGAUGAUUUGUCCGAUGAAGAGCGCAAGAAGUUUGUUUUCUUACUCGCCGACGAUGUUCCACGGAGAAUUAAAGACGGACCACUUGUUGACAUCUUCACGGAACUGAUCAAUCGUGGACACAUAUCCAAAUCCAGUUGUGAAUAUCUCGUCAAGAUAUUUGAAUCCAUGAAAUUACUUACCGUAGCAUAUCGAAUCGCUCAGUUCGAAGCUCAAUCCGUGCCUCCUGUUCCAUCGCCAACGUUGGAAAAUACUCAGCCGUUAGAGAAUAACUCAUCAACCGAAGAUUAUCAGAAUAAUCAUUCAUCAUUGAUGGAAAUAAUCAAUGAUUUUAACUCUACCGAUGCCAUGACAUUCACUUCUGAUUUACCAUCGAUUGGUCCGAUAACUCCACCGAUACUUGAAGAACCUUCGCCGGAAAUCGUUCCGUUAACUGUUGAAAACAUCGAUUUGAAAAUAUUCGAGAGUAGCCUAUGGUCAGAUGAGUUUCUCGAGAAAAUUCAUUUGAGCAACAUUCGACCGUACGAAUAUCAACGUGAAUUGGUACAAAAUGCUAUUAAAGUUCGAAAUACCAUCAUCUGUCUUCGAGCCGGUGGCAAAAAAACCUUUGUUGCUGCUUUGUUGUUGAAAUAUUACCUGAUUAAAAAGCUGACCGUCAAAGAUGACAAGAAAUUUCUGGCAUUUUUCCUUGUAUCACGACGUGCGAUGUUAAAGCAACAAGCGAACAAGUUAAAACAAAUCGGCAAUCUUCGGGUGAUUAUCUGUGAUGAGGCAAACGAUGCUACACAGUACGUUCUCAAUUCAGAUGUUAUCGUUUGCACACCGCAAAAACUCAUCAAAUGUUUACGAAUGAAAACAAUCUUGAUUUCUAACAUCGACGUGCUUUGCUUUGACGAAUGUCACGAUAGCCCCAUACGCAGUCAAUACAUCGAAAUCAUGCAGUAUAUUUUAUGUAAAAAUAUCGAGCAAAUUCCACCAGUCGAGACACCACCAGUUAUCAUUGGUUUAACAGCGAUUGGUGUUCAUCACAUGAAUUCUUCGCAGAUUGUUCCGAACUUAGCGAAUCUUUGUGCAACGUUCAAUUGCAUGACCAUGACGACUGUUUUAAACAAGGAGAAUCAAGAAGAACUCGAACGAUGUGCAACCGGGAUAUCCGAAGGUGAAGUUAUAUGUGUAGACAAACAAACAGACUACGAAAAAUCGAAAUCAUCGAUUGAAAAAGGACUGGAAGAAUUAAUUCUAGAAUUAUUCAUCAAUCGCGAAACAAAUCCUUUUCGAAUUUUCUCCGAAAAGGACAUACAUUCGAAUGGUUACGAACAAAGUUUGGUUCUACUCAAAGAAUCUCAACAAAAAGCUUGCAAUUUUCCUUCGGUGCUUUUAUUGAAUUACAUUUUGGUGAUCUAUCGGCAUUUAAAAGCAUUGACAAACUUAACACCACAAAUGGUUCUGCUGGAUUUAAAAGAGCAAUUUGAAACGAUAUACAAAAGUCGAGAACAUCCAUUGCAAAUUGAUACAAUGAUUUAUCGAAAAUGUCAAAGUGUGUUUAAGAAGAAAUUAGCCGAACUUGAAGAAUCGGGCAAGUUGUUGAUGAAUCCAAAAUUGGAGAAACUUGUUGAUUUAUUGAAAAUACAUCUAGCCAAUCCGAAUCAUCGAAUUUUGAUCUUAGUGGAACGAACAUUUUAUGCGAAAAAGAUCUGUGAAUUUCUGCAAAGUCAUCCCGAUUUGAAAAACUUAAUUAAACCGUGUUGUCUCGUUGGUAAUACUGGUUCUAACGCUCGAGAAGUAAAUAAAAACCAAACCACCACACUCGAAGGAUUUCAAACUGGUAUUUACAAUGUAAUGAUUGCGACUGAUGCUAUUCAAGCAGGUCUGAAUACUCCUCAAUGUUCGCUGGUACUUCGAUAUGAUUUCGUUCCGGAUAAUAUUGGAACUCUUCAAGGACGUCUUCGUGCACAUACUGGAGAUUGUAAAUAUUGUCUGAUCACUACUAAAGAUUCCGCAAAUUAUAAUAAGGAAAAGGAUAGUCGUAAAUAUGAACAAGAUUUGAAAGAAGUGCUGGAAACAUGGAAAGGAAUUUCUCAAGAUGAAUUCAAAGAACGCGUUCAAAAAGUUCAGGAAUCUUUGGUUGCUGAGUGGACUGCAAAUUUGAUCAAACUCGCGAUCGCCCAAUCAGUGAAUGCAAAAACCUUUGAGUUAACUGGCGAAGUUUCAUGUCGUGCUUGCGGUUAUGUUCUUGGACAACUUGCACAACUUUGUCGACAUGGUGACUCAUAUUUUCUUAAUCAACGCGAUUUUUAUAAUCGUGUCGAAGAGAAACCUUUCGAUACACCAGAGGAAUACGCAAAAAGUACCCUUAUCGGUGAAGCACAUUGUGGAAGUAAAGAAUGUCGCGUUAGACUCGGUAAUAUUCUAUCCCUACGAGAUUAUCCACAAUUCAGUCCAAUUUAUCCACUAAAAUGCAAAGCAGUUCAAAUCAAAUACAUCGACAACACUAAUGAAAAGGAAAAAACCAUCAUGAAAAAGAAAUGGUCAACAGUACCAUUCGAUAUUCCUUUUCUCGUCGACGACUCAUGUCCAAAUGAUGCUGAUGAUGACAAUGAUAUUUUUUAUGACGCUUGUGAUUCUCUUCCCGGUGAUCUAUAA
Molecule: messenger RNA, 2685 nt
Organism: Adineta ricciae
Lineage: Eukaryota; Metazoa; Rotifera; Eurotatoria; Adinetida; Adinetidae
Source: the annotation of a GenBank genome assembly